Messenger RNA from Capsicum annuum, 1340 nucleotides. Its product is annotated as Werner Syndrome-like exonuclease. The transcript has 6 exons. The record is from RefSeq and is a predicted model, not a curated record. Bases 97 to 984 code for a protein of 295 amino acids. Gene Ontology annotation, molecular function: nucleic acid binding; 3'-5' exonuclease activity. NCBI's taxonomy places the organism in Eukaryota, Viridiplantae, Streptophyta, Magnoliopsida, Solanales, Solanaceae. Gene Ontology annotation, biological process: nucleobase-containing compound metabolic process.
AUACAAUAAAAUUGCAAAAAUAAAAUCAAAGCUCAAAAAUGCCGCUAUUUUAGCUCCCAAUUUUUUUCUUUUUUCUUUUUCACUUUUUAGCAAAUAAUGGAAGAUUGGGAUAGACCAUUUACAGAAGAAGAACUCCAACAAAUCGACUUUGCAUUUCAAUCUGCUACAAAAAGACGCAAUAAUUCCGGCGAUGUAUCCACCGGCGGCGAUGAAUAUCGCCGGAAAUCUCGCCGGAGAUUGCCGGAAUCGCUUUUUGUUUAUCAUCAACAAAAUGAAGCUUCCAAUUCGUCUUCGAUGUUGUCUCCGUGUACUCGAAAUCGGUCUCAGUAUAGUUAUUCCUAUCGUUCUUCUCAUCAAGCAGCUAAGGUAGUGAUGCAAUACCCGGAAAUGACUUUUAAAGGACGUGUUAUAUACAGCAGAACUACUAAAGAGGUGGAGAAAUCUGCAGUAGCGCUGUUUAAUUUUGUUGAGGAAAAGAAGAGGAACGAAGGGCAUGUUGCUCUUGGAUUUGACAUUGAAUGGAAGCCCACUUUUAGAAGAGGUGUGCCACCCGGGAAGGCUGCUGUUAUGCAGAUAUGUGGUGACAAGGGUAAUUGUUACGUUCUGCAUAUUUUCCACUCUGGAAUCCCUCUAACUCUGCAAUCUCUUCUUGAGGAUCCAACUGUUGUGAAGGUGGGUGUUUGCAUUGCAAAUGAUGCUUACAAAGUUCUCCAAGAUCACAAUGUCUCUGUAAAGGCUUUGGAAGAUCUUUCUGAACUUGCCAACAAAAAGCUUGAUGAUCCCAAGAAGUGGAGUCUAGCAUCACUAACUGAGAAGCUUCUUGCCAAGCAGCUCCCUAAGCCAAGUAACAUCAGGUUGGGGAAUUGGGAGGCUAAUGUGCUAUCCAGGGAACAACUACAUUAUGCUGCUACAGAUGCCUUCGUUUCUUGGUACUUGUAUCAGGCACUGAAGAGCCUUCCUGAGAUUGUUGAUAACGAAAACUGAAGACAGGUUCCUUGCCCUCUGACGACAUGCAGCCUGAACUUCAUUAAUCUAAAGUACGCUCUACUCGAGCUUUGGCCAUGGCAGCUACUCCAUCCACUUAUACGAUGUAGUUAAGUUCCAUGUCUCACAUUGUUGUGCAAAUCCUUGUUACUGAAUCACAAUUGUAAAACCUCGUGAUAAGUUAAAGCUCUGUAGGUAAUUCUGCUGUUGUAAAAUAGAUAAAGCCCUCUACAUGAUUCUUACAAUGUAAUACCCCCCCCCCCCCUCCCCCCCCCCCCCCCCCCCCCCCCCCCCCCCCCGGGGCUUUGGUUCAAUGGUAAGAGUAACAAUCUAAAGAUCUCAGGUUCGAACAUUCA